AUGACUCACGCGCCGCAGCUAGCGACUCUUGAGGGGCUUACUGCCGUUGUUUCUCAGUUAGCUAUCACCGUACAACAACUCGCCGAGGUGCAAUGCAAACCAAUACAAGUCACCUCAACUCCUGACACCGCUGCAGCCCUGCCCAAGUUUUCUGGGGAAAAACUUGACGACCCGGAAACAUGGACCAACGAGGUCGAGCGCGUCGCAGCACAAGCAAAUUGGUCGCCGAACCUUACACUUUUGAACGCAGUUUCAAGACUCUCUGGGCUUGCUGCUAACUGGCAAAAAACGUGCGGAAAACAACACAGCGACUGGGCGGUGUGGAAAUCUGCUUUCCUCGAACGUUUCAAGCGCCGCCUUUCAAUGGAGGAUUUUAUCGACAUUCAAGCGAAGAGGACGCUCAGACGCAAUGAGACAAUUGUACAAUACAUUUUUGAGAAGGACGCAUUACUAGAAAUGUCGCCACACCCGCUCACAGCUGAGGAACGCAUAUCCAUGAUAAUUGGAGACAUUAAGGACAACGUGUGGGCAAUCCCCCUUGCGUCCCACACGUAUUCAUCUGUAACACAACUCGUUGACCGAGCAGCUUCACUGGACUCAAUUCGGCAAGUUGAUCAACAAGAAAGCAAGCCAGAGAUUACACGCAAUCAAAAUCGUCCGCAGCCAUCACGUUCCAGCCAAACGACGCACGCACCGUAUCUACAGAAGUAUAAUCCUACUUUUGGCGAUCGCCCUGAAAAUCUUUCUUGUUGGAGAUGCGGCAAAAGAGGACACAUUUCCUACCAGUGCCAUCUUCCAGCUCCGCAGCCAGGCACUGCAAUAGUCGCAACGCCAGACAUACAAAGAGAAUCUCCACGACACCCGCCACAGCGUUACAACAAAGACAGAGACGACACACACGACAUCAACAGCAGCAAUCAGCAGUCCAAGACACCACCGCAGUCAAAGACGGCUUUUCAGCGUCAGCCACACCGCGAAACAAAAGAGACUUCGAAGCAACCAAACUCCAACGUAGUGAACUGUGUUUUCGCAGACUGUGCUCAUAUGCCGAUUGUGAACGCCAUCAUCAACGGCUCAACGACUAUCGAUGCUCUCUGUGACCCUGGAUCACAAGUGACACUGAUUCGUGAAUGCAUGGCCCCAUCAGAAAUCCCUAUACAUGAGCGGCAGAAUGGGCCAUUGGAAACAGCCGGAGGCAACACUACGCCAUCGGGAUGGAUAACGCUCCGCAUCAAGGUCGGAAACAUUGACUACGUCAUGCCACGUGUCGGACUGUGUAAAAAACUACCUGUCGCGCUUAUUCUAGGAAACGACUGGAAGUCGUUUGUUCACGCCCGCUACAUCUUUGAACCAGACGGCAGUUUGUGUAUAUCCACGCCAUCGUCGAUACAGGAAUACCAGUGUAUCAAGCCCGCCUCGCUUAGCAUCAACUGUGUCUUCCAACCGGAGAAUUUCAGCCGCACACAUGACGUCAGCGACAAUCCACCCUACAGCAUUUCGUCUUUUGCUCCUAGCAAAGCCAACGCAAUUUCAUCGUCUCAGGAUUGUUCACCUCAACCGACUUCACACAUCGAGCAAACUACACAUAUGGACAUGUCUAUUCGUAACAAAGUUUCCAUUUCAAAGUCUCUGUCAAGUGAACAAGAGGAGCAAGUAGGUUCGCUAGUCGACGAAUUUGCGGACAUUUUCUCACUAACGACAAACGUAGGCUACUGUCCAUAUGUCGAGCUGGACAUCAACCUCUCCCACGAUCGACCAGUUCGAUGCCAACCGUAUCGCCUAUCACAACCUGACCGCCAGUUCUCCUCUGACCAAGUGAACAUCUGGAGACAGCAAGGCAUCUGUCGUCCUUCGACAUCUGCUUAUGCAUCACCAGCCUUCAUCGUAGAACAACCAUUUCACGAAACCACUCCGAGACGUCUAGUUGUUGACUACUCCCGCACCAUAAAUCCAAUCACCAUUGCUGACCCACAGCCCGUGGACUGCAUGGAUGACGUACUCUCAACAAUCGCUGGAUGCCGCUUUAUGUCUAACAUGGACAUCAAAAGCGCCUUCUUCACCACCAAAGUCAAAGAAGAAGAUGUGCACAAAACCGCCUUCGUCACACAGGACCAUCAUGAUGAAUUCUUACGAAUGCCUUUUGGAUUAAAGAACGGUCCACCAACUAUGACGAGAGCUAUAAAAAUGGCUUAUGCACGCCUCCGCAAGUUGGGAGUUGUAACCUAUGUAGACGACAUCGCCUGUGCGCACGACAGUUUUGAACAGCACAUCCACUGCCUCCGUGAGAUUUUCCUCGCUACUCGUACCAUGGGUUUCACCCUCUCACCAGGCAAAUGUAUAUUUGCAUCGUCAACCAUAAACCUGCUAGGAAGGGUCAUCACGCCCGAGGGCAUUCUUCCAGACUCAGAGCGUGCCGCAGCGGUCAGUCGUUACUCAACACUGACAUCUCUUCCUGAACUACGAAGUUUUCUGGGAUUCGCCAACACAUUCCGAAAGCACAUCGAACACUUCGCAACAAUCGCCAAGCCGCUCACUGAGCUUCUCAAAACGAAAGGCCGCAAAACAAAUGAAAGCGAUGACUUGACUACACAGCCUCACAUCGUCCUCGACGCAAAACAACAAAGUGCCUUCGACACACUCAAGGCAAUGAUCACAUCGCCGCCGUUGCUUGCAUUCUUCAAGCAAGGAUGCCCAACUUUUGUCGAGACAGACGCUUCACACAAAGGACUCGGAGCUUGCUUGUCGCAAACCCAGGGAAACGCAAGACGCGUCAUCGAGUACGCGAGCAGAUCACUCAAGGACCCGGAACAGAGGUACCACAUAAACGAGCUAGAGUGUACGGCAGUUCACUGGGCCGUCACGGACAAGUUUCGUUUGUAUCUACACGGACACAAGUUCACACUCCUCACUGACAACUUCACGAUCGCUUACGUUGUCAACAAAGCAAAAAUCAACCGCAAGUUUGCCCGCUACACCGUAGACCUUGCAGCGUUUGAGUUCACUGCCGUACACAGAGCAGGAAAGGAAAACGUCAUUGCAGAUCACCUGUCCCGCUUCCCGCAACCACAGACAGCCUGCCUUGCAGUGAUUGUCUCUCAAGACUCAGAACUCAUCCGCGCUCAGCAGGCAGACGAAUACUGUCGCCAGAUUUUUGAAAAGCUGAGCAAACAGCCUGACACUCACCAUUUGAGACAAGUGCACGAUUCUUUCAACGUCUCUGAAUCAGUGCUGCUUCACGUCACAAACCUCGAAGGGCACAAGAAACAGCAAAUUGUAGUUCCAUUUGCAUUACGCUCAACAGUCCUACGACUUUGCCACGACGACGCUGGCCACCUCAGCGACGCAAAAACGCUCGAAAGAGUGCGUUCCAAGUACUGGUGGUCCAGUGUAAGACAAGAUGUCCGUGCGUACACCCCUGAGCAGUUCUUCAAUAAGUACGGCAUUCAGCACCGUUUAUCACCACCAUAUACGCCACAAGCCAAUGGACUAGUGGAAAGGGCCAAUGCCACACUCGUAACAAUGCUCAAGAAACUGUCCUACUCCAACCCAAAGGCAUGGGACAAAGCUCUCCCUCACGCGCUCUUAGCCAUCAACACUGCAGUUCAGAGCUCUACUGGCCUUUCUCCCUUUUACUUACUUCACGGCUACCAACCGCGACUUCCACAAGAGCUUUCUUUUGGAACUCUGACUUCAGAUGAAACACGUGAAAACCAACUCGACCUGAAGUUGCCCGUGCAACCGCAUCAGUCAAUUUGGAGAAAGCACACAACGCAAGCAAAGCAAGGUUCGCCGCACGCCGUGUUGACAGAAAGUUCAGUGCCGGCGACCUUGUCCUCUACGAUUGGCCUCAAGCUUCCGAUCACAAGUUGA
Molecule: messenger RNA, 3870 nt
Organism: Ornithodoros turicata
Lineage: Eukaryota; Metazoa; Arthropoda; Arachnida; Ixodida; Argasidae
Exons: 2
Coding region: 1-3870 (1289 amino acids)
Biological process (GO): DNA integration
Molecular function (GO): nucleic acid binding; zinc ion binding
Source: RefSeq, a predicted model, not a curated record